Cyprinus carpio (common carp) is the source of this 2777-nucleotide messenger RNA. RefSeq names its product proton myo-inositol cotransporter-like. Gene Ontology annotation, molecular function: myo-inositol:proton symporter activity. The record is from RefSeq and is a predicted model, not a curated record. Gene Ontology annotation, cellular component: membrane. NCBI's taxonomy places the organism in Eukaryota, Metazoa, Chordata, Actinopteri, Cypriniformes, Cyprinidae. Gene Ontology annotation, biological process: transmembrane transport.
AUGCUCGCGGCUGUAGAUCGGCGCUGCGUUAUGAAUCAUAUGACUGCAACAAUUCACAAACUUCCUGUUCCAGCACAACAGAGUGAAAGCAAGAAGAGAAGGAAGGACUAUUGCGUCCCGUCAAAGCAAAGGCACCGAGAAAAGCGUCUUGCUGACAAUGUGCAGAAGCUGCAGAGAAUGGAGGAGCUGACAGGAGACCGGAGAGUUGAGGACGAGAGGAGCUUGAUAAAGACGCCGUCUAAUGUCCAGGCCAACAACCAAGAACAUGACUCGCCCACGUCCACGCGUCAGAAGCGGUCAGUCCAGCACGGCUCUCCAUGUUUCGUCUACACCCUGGCAUUUUUCUCGGCUCUGGGUGGAUUCCUGUUUGGCUAUGACACAGGAGUGGUGUCUGGAGCCAUGCUCCUGCUCAAGAGGGAGAUGAACCUCAGCUCUCUGUGGCAGGAGCUGCUGGUCUCCAUCACUGUUGGCGCUGCAGCCGUUUCCUCUCUGGCUGGAGGGUAUCUCAACGGACUUUACGGCCGGAGAAUCUGUAUACUGCUCGCUAGCUUCAUCUUCUCUGCUGGAGGAAUUAUUCUGAGCGUCGCACCCAACAAAGAGGUUCUUCUGUGUGGGAGGCUUACGAUUGGGCUCGGGUUAGGAAUUGCUUCUAUGACCGUGCCUGUCUACAUCGCUGAGGUUUCACCUUCUGAACUCCGAGGUCAGCUGGUCACCAUUAACACCCUGUUCAUCACCGGUGGCCAGUUCAUAGCUAGCGUGGUGGAUGGGGUCUUUAGCUACCUGCCCCAUGACGGCUGGAGGUAUAUGUUGGGUUUGUCAGUUGUUCCUGCUGCGCUGCAGUUCCUGGGGUUCCUCUUCCUCCCGGAGAGUCCUCGCUGGCUCCUGCAGAAAGGAGAUACCCAGAAUGCUCGGCUGGUGCUCACUCGGAUCCGUGGCGGUGUGAAUGUGGAUGAAGAGUAUGAGAGCAUACGGAGCAGCAUUGAGGAGGAGAAGAUUGAUGCUGGUGAGGGUCCAGUGUUGUGGCGUAUCCUGACGUUCGCUCCAGCUCGGCGAGCUCUGAUCGUGGGUUGUGGCCUACAGAUGUUCCAGCAGCUCUCAGGAAUCAAUACAGUCAUGUACUACAGCGCCACCAUACUGCAGAUGUCCGGAGUACAGGACGAUCAGAUGGCCAUCUGGCUGGCUGCUGCCACAGCCUUCACCAACUUCCUGUUUACUCUAUUAGGCGUGUGGCUCGUGGAUAGGGUGGGCCGCAGGAAGCUGACUCUGGGAAGCUUACUAGGUACUGCUGCAAGUCUGAUGGUUCUCGCUACGGGUUUCCUGCUCUCGGCUCAGGCAUCUCCACCCGUGACCUUUCACCCCAAUGACCCCUCCCUCCACAACUCCACCUGCAUUACAUAUGGGUUUUGUGAAUCCUGCAUGUUGAAUCCAGAUUGUGGUUUCUGUUACGGGAAGAAUGGCACGGUGGUGAUUGAGACCUCGUGUAUGCCUGUAGACGCGGCCAACACUGAGGCAGCUGUAGCAGGCAGGUGUUCCAAUGGCACACAGGAGAGUUUAGGUGUAUUUUGGGCCUAUAACUACUGCCCAACAUCUUACUCCUGGAUUGUUCUGCUGGGUCUCAUUCUGUAUCUGGCCUUCUUUGCCCCAGGUAUGGGUCCUAUGCCGUGGACGGUGAACUCUGAGAUCUAUCCGCUGUGGGCUCGGAGCACAGGGAACGCCUGCUCUGCUGGAGUCAACUGGCUCUGUAACGUCCUUGUGUCUCUGACCUUCCUCCAUGUGGCCCAGAGCCUGACAUACUACGGUGUGUUCUUCCUGUACUCCGGUCUGGCUCUGCUGGGCUUUGUGUUUGUGUUGGGCUGUGUGCCGGAGACCAAGGGUCUGCGUCUGGAGGAGAUCGAGCCUUUGUUCGGGAGACAGCUGUGCAGCUUUGGAGCCGGCAGCACUCAGAGCGUUCAGUACACCCGGCCCCGUUUGGAGUUGGGAGCUCUGCACUGUGCGACUUUGGAACCAGAGAGCAGAAUUUCCUACAUAUCAGUGAGUAUCAGUGAUAUCAAGAGUGUUUCUUUUCCACACUGCAGAUAAGAUUACAUACAGCUUUAUCAUUUGUUUUUAUUUUUAUAAACUGGGGAACAAGUAAAAAUUAUUUUCUGCUGUAAUCGAAAGAUUUUAGUAGAGCUUCAAUCUAAUUUGUGUUGUGUGAAGAAAUGCAAAAUUUUAUUAGUAUUUUUAUUUUUUAUUUUUUCUGCUGCAGUUGCAGUAAUGAUGACCUUGUAUGUGGACUUGGAGAUUAAUUUUAUGGAAAUAAUCAAACUGUAGAAUCACAUGAUGAUUUUACAUUAUAAAGCAGCUUCAUUUGUGAUGUGAGUUUUCUACUUAUUUAGUAGUUUUGAUAUCUUUUUUCUGGCACUACACUCUAAACAUUUAUGAACCUAAUGAUACAGAUAUUAUAGUUAAGAAAGUAUAAGUAAGAUUAUUAGAGUAUGUUUAAAAAACAACAACAACAAAAAAACUUUCAGCUUUUCUACUUAAAUCAGUGUGUUGCUUGCUGUUUCUUUGUAAUUGUAACUAUUUAGUUUUUCAGUGUACUGUUCUCAUUACUUCUGAUUCUGUGUUCUCGGUAAUAAACUGUCAAUCAUCAAGGCAGUUCAGUCACAUUGUAUGUUUAGAUGUUGUUUCUGAGAAGACUCUAUGAAGCUGAAAUUGCUGCUGACAACUGUAUUUGUAUACUGUUGUGUGCUAUAUUUGUACAUUUUCAGAUGAAUAAAGGUUUCUGAAUGGUU